This is a messenger RNA of Camelina sativa (false flax), 1498 nucleotides long. The record is from RefSeq and is a predicted model, not a curated record. NCBI's taxonomy places the organism in Eukaryota, Viridiplantae, Streptophyta, Magnoliopsida, Brassicales, Brassicaceae.
CAUCAUCAAUCCACUGCCUUGUCUUCUUCUUCCGUCGUCUGAGUGAAUCUUUCAGUUUCUUCUUCUCCUUUCCGGGUGUUCGAUCGCUAGAAUCAUGCCUACGUUUUAUGCUGCUACUUUGGAUAGAUCACUAUCUCGUGAAUUAAGUUCAAGCACAUUGCAUUCGAAGCCACCUAUUUCAAACGAUGAAAGCAAUCAACCUAAAGAAGAGACACUGUUCAGUCGUCCUCAGAUGUCACCUUCUCUCUAUGCCACUCCUAAAGAAAUCCCUCGCCCCAAUUCACCAUCUUCCUACCUUCCAUCUCCUUAUAUCAUCAAUCACAAAGCACGAGGACCUCCUCUUCUUUUCAAAAGGGACUCUCAGCUAGAUGACCCUUCUGAAAAGAUUUGUGAGGCUACCAAGUCCACAUCCCUACCGUUUCCUGUCAGUGAUGCCACAGCAGUGGAUCACACACAAGGCAUCCCUGAACGUCCUGUUUGGGAUUGCAGCCCUCCUCAUGGGAACUAUUGGAACAACGAUAAGCCGGGAAGAGAUAUCUGCAGCAACGGUGAUAUUGGAAGCAAUAAUGCUACCAAUCCUUUAGAAUGGAAAAGUUAUUUGUUGGAGCCUGUAAGAAUUAAAGCAGACAAGGAGCUUGACUUUGAGAAUUUUUAUAACACUCGUGAAUCAGUAAACUUCACAAGUAACACAGAGGUCCAAGGUGUUGGAGGAGCUGCAAGCUCACAUAAUACAACUGUUGGAGAGUUUUAUGAUGCUUGUGAUGAUGAACUAUCAACCUACAGUGGAAUGCAGAGUUCAUUUAACAAGAGUGAAACUGAGCUGAGGGAGAUGAGGUUGAGCAUGCUAAUGGAAAUCGAGAGGAGGAGGCAAGCAGAGGAGACGCUAGAGCAAAUGCAAGUUCAUUGGCGGAGACUCCGUGAGCAGUUGGCCCAUGUGGGUCAGUUCCUUCCUCUUGAUCCUACCAGCAGCCCAUACAGCAUGAACCUAGCAGAUGAGCUACAUCGUCAACUUGAGGUCACCAGGUUUGUCUCUGACUCAGUAAGCAGUGACUUAGCCAAGGCAGAGGUGGAGAUGGAGAUGCAAGCUGAGCUCGAAGCUAAGAACUUUGAAAUCACCCGGUUGACUGACCGUCUUCACUAUUACGAGACCGUGAACCAGGAAAUGUCCCAGCGCAACCAAGAGGUCAUAGAGGAAGCAAGGCGAGAAGGGGAAAAGAGAAAGAGGAGGCAGAGGUGGAUUUGGGGAUUAAUUGCUGCAACCAUCACAAUCGGGAGUGGAGUCUUGGCUUGGUCGUAUCUUCCUCCCGGAAUGUUAUCAUCGGAUGAAGCUCAGCAGUCUCCAACAGAUUCAUAGUGAAGGUGUCAGACCCUGUGAAUAAAAAGAAAUGAAAGUGUUUCGGUUUUUACCUUUACUAGAGAAUGUAUAGAUAGAACAUGAUGAGGACAUAACUCAGCCUCAUACGAUCGUGGUCAUACUAAUUUGGUUUUGUUCGUGUCU